Bubalus bubalis (water buffalo) is the source of this 3178-nucleotide messenger RNA. RefSeq lists its product as uncharacterized. Gene Ontology annotation, molecular function: signaling receptor activity. Gene Ontology annotation, cellular component: membrane. The transcript is spliced from 17 exons. NCBI's taxonomy places the organism in Eukaryota, Metazoa, Chordata, Mammalia, Artiodactyla, Bovidae. Bases 1 to 3054 code for a protein of 1017 amino acids. The record is from RefSeq and is a predicted model, not a curated record.
AUGUCGUCCAGCCCUAACCUGCAGAUGUCCUUCAUCACCUCCUCCACGCAGGGCAAAACCGUCAUGAAGCUCACCUCAGACAGGCAAGUGCUGUUUCAAUCCCCCAAGCCCUCUUCUCAUUUCUUAGAACUGGCUCACUGUGAGGACUCCUGGGACCUGGAGGAGCAGAUGCGGGCCCUCUGUGAACACUGGCCUGUACAAGAAAUAAGUCGUGGUCUUAGCCGACUUCAGAAUAUAGUGCCUACAGGAGCCACAAACUUGCAGGAAGGGUUGAUAAAGGCAAAUAAACAGAUUCAACAAGCUACCUCAGGAGAGAGCAGUGCUUCCAGCCUGAUUAUCACCCUGACCGCGGGGCCGCUGCUACCAAGGACGUUACAGGACACAAAGAAGGAAGCUCAACAGGCUCGGAAUAUGGGGGCCAAGGUUUACUGCUUGGGUGUAAAAGACUAUAAGAGAGAUCAGCUACAUGAUAUUGUAGAAAGAAAGGACCAAAUGUAUGGGAUGGACGAAUUCAAUUCUGCUGAAAAGCUUGUUGCCUCGCUCGUGAAAAAUUCGUGUAUGGAAAUGAUGGCUGGGGACACACACUUUGUCUGUUUAGGAGGUAAGAGCCAAGCCACAGAUCUAGACAGAAAACCCUAUGAAGUAACAUUUUCUGCAUCUGGCCUACAUCAAAAAAGGAAGGAUGAAAUUGUUUGCAGAUAUCAGCUGGGCCCCAGAAAAGUCUAUGGAAAAAGACCCAUCUCUAUCAAUAAUGAAAAAUUAUUUUGCCCAGGACAUAGGUUUGACAAGGCUGGACAGGAGGUUUUCAUUGAUUACAGCCUGAACAAUGGUCUCAACUUUGUAGAUGAAGACUUGAAAAUUGCUGGCAAGGAUUGUGAGAGUGACAGGGUGGGGCUGCAAGGACCUCAGUGGACGGGGGUGAAAAUGGAGGAACACAAAACCUGGGAAGCAGAGGUUAAGCCUUCAGAGCCCACUGUUGUAUCAACAAUGAUCACACUGCCUACAGUUAUCAUGAUAAGGACCAUAGUGCCUGCUGUUGUCUUGACAACCACAGUACCUACUGUUGCCACAACAACAAGCACACCACCUACCACUGUCACAACAGCCAGAGUAUCUACCACUGUCACGACUACGAUGACCACAGCGAGUACGUUUGUUCCAGAGGAGAUGACAGUGGCUGAGGUGGUCCCAGAAGAUGAGAGUGCAUUUCCUGAGGUAGUCCCAGAAGAUGAGACCACGUUUCCUCAGGUGGUCCCAGAAGAUGAGAGUGCACUUCCUGAAGUAGUCCCAGAAGAUGAGACCACGUUUCCUCAGGUGGUCCCAGAAGAUGAGAGUGCACUUCCUGAAGUAGUCCCAGAAGAUGAGACCACGUUUCCUCAGGUGGUCCCAGAAGAUGAGAGUGCACUUCCUGAAGUAGUCCCAGAAGAUGAGACCACGUUUCCUCAGGUGGUCCCAGAAGAGAAGACAUUUCCUCAAGUGGUCCCAGAAGAUGAGACCACAUUUCCUCAGGUGGUCCCAGAAGAGAAGACAUUUCCUCAAGUGGUCCCAGAAGAUGAGACCACAUUUCCUCAGGUGGUCCCAGAAGAUGAGACCACAUUUCCUGACGUGUUCCGAGAAGAGGAGACUACAUUUCCUCAGAUGGUCCCAGAAGAUGAGACCACAUUUCCUGAGGUGUUCCCAGAAGAUGAGACCACAUUUCCUGAGGUGAUCCCAGAAGAGGAGGCUACAUUUCCUCGGAGGAUCCCGGAAAAUGAGACCACAUUUCCUCAGGUGUUCCCAGAAGAGGAGACUACAUUUCCUCGGAGGCUCCUGGAAAAUGAGACCACAUUUCCUCAGGUGUUCCGAGAAAAUGAGGCCACAUUUCCAGAGGUGUCCCCAGAAGAUGAGACCACAUUUCCUGAGGUGAUCCCAGAAGAGGAGGCCACAUUUCCUGAGGUGUUCCCAGAAGAGGAGAUCAUAUUUUCUGAGGCGUUCUCAAAGAAGGAGACCACAGUGCCCACCACUGUCGCAGAGGAGACCACAGAACCCACGGUUGUGCCAGAUGAGGAGACCACCAUGUCUAACAUUUCCCCAGAAGAGGAGACCAUGGUGCCUACCACUGUUGCAGAGGAGACCACAGCACCCAUGCUUGUUCCUGAGGAGGAAACCACCAUGUCUAACAUUUCCCCAGAAGAGGAGACCAUGGUGCCUACCACUGUCGCAGAGGAGACCACAGCACCCAUGCUUGUUCCUGAGGAGGAGACCACCAUGCCUAACAUUUCCCCAGAAGAGGAGACCACGGUGCCCACCACUGUAGCAGAGGAGACCACAGCACCCAUGCUUGUUCCUGAGGAGGAGACCACCAUGCCUAACAUUUCCCCAGAAGAGGAGACCACGGUGCCCACCACUGUAGCAGAGGAGACCACAGCACCCACAGUUGUGCCAGAGGAGGAGACCACCAUACCUGAGUUUUUCCCAGAAGGGGAGAUAAUAAUACAUGGGACUGUCCCAAAGAAGAUUUCCUUAAUGCCCAAGGUUGUCAGCCAUAACCUGCUUUACAGAAAUCCUCUCUGGGUCCCUGUGCUCAUCUCAGCCCUGUUCCUGUCCCUCUUCCUGUCGCUGCUUGUCUGCAUCUGCUGUCACAAGUGGAUCGUCAAGAAGCCACCACCAGCCCAGAAACCAGAAAAGAAGCCAUCCCCCGAGCAGGGAUAUACUGCAGUGGUUAUCCCUUGCUGUGAGUGCCAAGAAGACAGGAUAAGACGGAUGGAGGGAAAACUGGAUGUUUUUUAUAACUUUCUUCAGCGCAGCAGCCUGAUGCCAUUGAUGCAGUGUCCAAGCAGGGACAUGGGAAGGUGCAUCAGCUUCACCUUAGUGAAUCCCCACUGUGCGCAAAUGCUCUGCAGAUCAAACAUCUGCCUUCAACCCAGCCAGGAGUGCUUCCCCCUCAAUAUCAACUGCUCAGAUCAUCAAUAUCCCCCACCCAUAUGCCCUCAGCCACCCUCCAAGAUGCUACCGCUGAUCCCUCCCACUGCCCGGAAGCUUUGCAGAAGUAGUAUGUCACUCCCACCUCCAUAACCCAAUAUCUGAGCACCAAAACCCCACAUUGUUAAGAGCCGUUUGCGUACUGUAGUGGACAUAUAUAUUGUGUUUUGGUUUACAGUCAAAAGGAGUUGGAAUUUGUUGGUGAUCAGCAAGACAG